AUGCCGCUUUCACCAACGCGGCUUUCACACAAUAUUCCAGUGUACUUACUUGAGGAUAGUAAACAACAUGCAAAUGGUGUUUUAUUUGCAUUGUUUUCAAUCGCAAUUCAUCAUCCAACAAUGGAAACCCAGAUAGUUUUUCAAUUUGGUCCAUUCUUUCGAGCAUACAAAGAUGGGCGUAUUGAGAGAUUCUUUGGCAGAGACAUAGUUCCUGCAUCAACAAAUACUGGCACCACUACUGCGUCCACCAAAGAUGUCCUGAUUGAGCCAAAAACAAGGAUGUCAGCGCGUAUAUUCAUCCCAAACUCUCUCAGUCCAAACCAAAAGCUGCCUCUCCUGGUCUAUUUUCAUGGCGGAGCAUUCCUUUUUGGUUCACCAUUUUGUGCUGAAUAUCACAACUUUGUUUCUUCACUGGUAGCCCAAGCCAAUGUUGUUGCUGUGUCUAUUCAAUACAGGUUAGCCCCUGAAAAUCCUGUCCCUAUAGCAUAUGAAGACUCAUGGGCUGCACUCAAAUGGGUUGCUGCACAUGCUGGUGUAGGCCAUGAAUCUUGGCUCACAGAUUAUGCUGAUUUUGGUCGAGUUUUUCUCGGCGGUGACAGCGCAGGAGCCACCAUUGCGCACAAUCUGGCACUCCAAGCAGGACUGGGAGAAGAUCUGGGUGAGGUGAAGUUAUCUGGGAUUUGCUUGAUUCAUCCUUAUUUUGAGAGAGAAGAAGGUCCAGAUUAUGUGGAUAAAUGUUGGAUGUACGUGUGUCCAACAACAAGUGGGCUUAAUGACACAAGAAUUAACCCAUUUGUGGACUCCAGGUUGUGUAUGCUUGGGUGUGAUAAGGUCUUGAUUUGCACUGCUGAGAAGGAUGAUUUGAGAGGGAAAGGGUUGUGUUACUAUGAGACAUUGAAGGAGAGUAGGUGGGUUGGAGAGGUGGAGGUUUUUGAGACUGAAGGGGAAGAACAUGUGUUCCACUUGUUCAAACCAGAUUGUGAUAAGGCUGUGGCUUUGUUGAAUAGGGUGUGUUCUUUCUUAAAUCAAAUUAGCUAGAGUGUUUUAGGGUUCUGUCCUUUUAAGUAAGUUUUUGUGAUGGUUGGUUCUUUUAUCUUUCAUUUUGAAGAAUGAAAUGCAGUUUCUUUUUGACAUUACCGUCUUUGAA
This is a messenger RNA of Tripterygium wilfordii, 1147 nucleotides long. RefSeq names its product probable carboxylesterase 2. NCBI's taxonomy places the organism in Eukaryota, Viridiplantae, Streptophyta, Magnoliopsida, Celastrales, Celastraceae. Gene Ontology annotation, molecular function: hydrolase activity. The coding region runs from base 1 to 1038 and encodes 345 amino acids. The record is from RefSeq and is a predicted model, not a curated record. The transcript has 2 exons.